Plasmodium gallinaceum is the source of this 1377-nucleotide messenger RNA. Its product is annotated as trypsin-like serine protease, putative. Gene Ontology annotation, molecular function: serine-type endopeptidase activity; protein binding. The coding region runs from base 1 to 1377 and encodes 458 amino acids. NCBI's taxonomy places the organism in Eukaryota, Apicomplexa, Aconoidasida, Haemosporida, Plasmodiidae. The transcript has 11 exons. The record is from RefSeq and is a predicted model, not a curated record. Gene Ontology annotation, biological process: proteolysis.
AUGAAAAAAAUAUACCUAUGGGUAAUUUAUUGUAAAACAAAAAUAGUAUGGAAUAAUUCCCACUUUCUUCGAGAAUUUUAUAUGCAAAAUUUUAUAAAUCAUUUUUUAAAUAGUUAUAAUUAUACUAUGAUUAGUGUAAAAAAUAAGAUGGAUUAUCUUCGCUUGUAUAAUUUUUCAUUAAAAAAUAUUCCUCUAUCACAUUGUGAAAAUAAUAAUUGUAUCCUUUCAGAUAAUGACACAUUAGAUAAAAAUACAACAUUGAAAGAAAAUAAGAAAAAUAAUUUUUUUAAAUUACUUGAGUAUGAAUAUUUAGCAAUUAAAAUUCUUCUUUAUUAUUUUAAAUGUUCCCUAAGAUUUCUUAUCUUUACAUUAGUUCAUUUUUAUUUAUUUUUUUACAACUGCUUCAAUCUUGUACUAUAUAUAUUAAGAAAAAAAAUUAUAUACAAAAAUAAACAGUUAAAUUACUAUUUUUCUAUUCCAAAUCAUUUAUUUAAUAGCUUUGUUACUAUUUAUAAAAUUCCUAAAAGAAAUAAUUCUUUUGACUUUAAUUUUAAAAUUGACGAUUUAACAUUUCUAGGUUCAGGAUUUAUUUACGAUAAAAGGGGAUAUGUAUUAACAGCUGCACAUAAUGUAACACAUUUAGAAGAAGGUACAUUUAUUAUAAAAAAUUGCGAUGAUUUUUAUUUAGCUGAAGUAUCCGGACUACAUAAUGAAUCAGAUGUUUGCGUUAUGAAAAUAGUUUCAAAGAAAAAAUUUCCUCAUAUAUCGUUAGAUACUAAAAGGGAAACUUUAAAACAUGGAGAACUUGUAAUUACAUUUGGCCAAAUACAGAAUUUUGAUAGAGAAACAUGUAGUAUUGGUAUAGUUAAUCAACCUAAACAAACAUUUUCGAAAUUUACUAACUUUAGUGAAAAAGAGCAACCAUGCUUAUAUCCUUUUAUACAAAUAAGCAAUCCUAUCAAUAAUGGUAUGUCAGGUUCACCAUUAAUUGAUCAAAAUGGAAAUCUGGUAGGAAUGAUUCAAAAAAAGAUAGAUAAUUAUGGAUUAGCACUACCAAUAAAUAUUCUAAAAAAUAUAGCAGAAUAUUUGCAAUAUAAAGGAACAUAUAAAGAACCCUUUUUAGGAAUUAUAUUAAAAGAAAAAGAAUUUAAUAUAAGAAAUUCCUCAAGUUCCAAAAAAGAAUUAAAAAUAUAUGAUAUUUUGAGUAACUCACCUGCAGAAAUCUCAGGUUUAAAAAGAGAAGAUGUCCUCUUCAGUAUUAACAACAAAAAUAUAAAGAAUAUUUGUGAGGUUCAUGAAAUUCUAAAUAGUACAAGUGAUCGAUUCAUAGAUGUUGAAAUCCUUCGUCAAAACAAAAAAUUAAAAUUUAAAGUAUGA